Prunus armeniaca (apricot) is the source of this 441-nucleotide messenger RNA. The record is from the annotation of a GenBank genome assembly. NCBI's taxonomy places the organism in Eukaryota, Viridiplantae, Streptophyta, Magnoliopsida, Rosales, Rosaceae.
AUGUCCGCUCCACCUAUGCGCACUAGGUCUUCAGCACUGAGCAGGGACGCUUGCCGAAGACACAAAAAAACAGGCUGGGCCCCCAUUACCUUCUGCGAGGAGGAGGAGCGUGGCGUUAUCCUCCCUCAUGAUGACCCAAUCAUUAUCCGCACCGACAUCUCUAAUUUUGACGUUGGGUGCAUCUUGGUAGACACUGGCAGCUCGGUCAGUGUGAUGUUUACUGAUGCCUUCGAUGAGCUCCAGGUCCCGUCUCAUUUGCUCGACCGAAGCAUCACACCCUUAAUAAGCUUUUCAGGCGAUGUGGUCCAGCCUAUCGGGAGCAUUCAUCUCCCUAUCUCUAUUGGAGCAGCACCCCAACGAACGACGGUCACCACUCCUUUUCUCAUUAUUGAUUGCCCCACAACCUACAAAGUCAUCCUGGGACGCCUUGCCAUGGCCUAG